AUGGCUCCGCGUUUUCGUAUGGACCAGAUAGGGUCCUUGAUCCGCCCACACUCUCUACUCAACGCUCGGAAAGAUCUCGAUGUCUAUUCUGGCGAGUUGUCUGAGGCACAAUUGGCAGCCACCAAGGAAGCAAUUGCGCAUGCUGUGCAGAAGCAGCUCGAUCUCUCUAUUCGGCCCAUCACCAGUGGCGAGUACGAGCGAACAGGCUUUUUCAGCGGCUUCUUCGAGAGCCUUGACGGCAUGGAGGUCAACCGCCACUUCCGGAUACCUCAAGACUUUAGGACAGAGCUCCCGACGACGCAACACAUGGCCAAGUUGGGGGUGAGCACAUUCCCUGCCGUUGUGGCUAAAUGCAUGAUUAAGCAUGUUGCCCCCGCAUACGUUUCUGGAUGGAACAUGCUCAAGGGCACCAUACCACCACACCUCUGGAAGGAUUGUAAGAUCACAAUGCCCUCGAUUACUUGGCAGCACAUGCAGCUUGCACCAGGCGCGGCUUAUGAUCCCAGUGUCUAUAAGACAGAUGCUGAAUAUCUUUCUGACCUGGCGGCAGCUUUCCGCCGAGAAGUGCAGAUGCUCUAUGAUGAAGGUCUACGAUCGAUUCAAGUCGACGACCCCCAUCUAACGUACUUUGUCUCGGAAAAUUUCAGGAACGGGCUUCAACAGGACGGCGAGGACCCAGACACGCUUUUGGAUCUAUACAUAUGGGCACAUAACGAGGCUAUCAAAGACCGUCCCGAGAACCUACACAUGGGCAUUCACCUCUGCAGAGGGAACAUACCUGGCACCGGUGGAUUCUUGGAAGGAUCGUACGACAGCAUUGCAGAGAAGGUCCUGACGCAGCUCAACUACGACACAUUCUACCUCGAAUUCGACGAUGCGCGCUCCGGUAGCUUUGAUUGCCUGAAACACCUUCCUACAGGCAAGAAUAUGGUUCUUGGUCUUGUGUCGACGAAGCAUCCGGAGCUUGAAGACUUGAAAGUGUUGGAACGCCGGGUGCACGAGGCGGCUCGAGCGAUUGCCGCCGGCCAGGGUCGAAGUCCCGAGGACGUCCUAACUGACUCAUUAGCUGUGAGUCCCCAAUGUGGCUUUGCCAGUAUUGAGAAGAACCUUGGUGUGGCGAGUGAAGAGCGGAUGUGGGAGAAGUUGAGCUUGGUUCGAAAUGUUGCCAACUUGGUCUGGAAGAAUGCUCUAUAG
Molecule: messenger RNA, 1194 nt
Organism: Clonostachys rhizophaga
Lineage: Eukaryota; Fungi; Ascomycota; Sordariomycetes; Hypocreales; Bionectriaceae
Source: the annotation of a GenBank genome assembly